This is a messenger RNA of Peronospora matthiolae, 558 nucleotides long. The record is from the annotation of a GenBank genome assembly. Lineage: Eukaryota; Oomycota; Peronosporomycetes; Peronosporales; Peronosporaceae.
AUGACCAAGUCGUGGCGGCUCGUGCGACCGUUAGUACUGCCGAGUCUCUUACUGGCUGGGAACUUGAAGCGCGUGGGCGUCGCCCGAACACACUUUUCUAUUGCUCCUUCGCGAACGUUCGUGUCGAGAAUGGCUAGUACUAGUGGCAGUUGUAGCGACGUUGGGAAGCUCUCGGAGGAGGAGUGGAAGAAGCGCCUGACGCCUGGGCAGUACCAGGUUCUGCGUCUCAAGGGGACCGAACGUGCGGGUACAGGAGCGUACAACAAGCACAAGGAGACGGGCGUGUACGUCUGUGCGGGAUGCAAGACGCCGUUGUAUACGUCCACGACCAAGUUUGACUCGGGCUGUGGCUGGCCAGCGUUUUAUGACGCGAUUCCAGGCGCAAUUAAGACUAUUCCUGAUGCAGGUGGACGUCGUAUCGAGAUCGUGUGCGCCAAGUGUGACGGUCACAUGGGUCACGUGUUCAAGGGCGAAGGAUUCAAAACGCCUACAGAUGAGCGUCACUGUGUGAACAGCGUGUCGCUCGUGUUCCAUGGCAAUGACGUCCCACCUCAGUGA